Chinchilla lanigera (long-tailed chinchilla) is the source of this 4701-nucleotide messenger RNA. RefSeq names its product Fas apoptotic inhibitory molecule 2 (gene Faim2). The record is from RefSeq and is a predicted model, not a curated record. The transcript is spliced from 12 exons. Gene Ontology annotation, biological process: negative regulation of apoptotic signaling pathway. Gene Ontology annotation, cellular component: Golgi apparatus; membrane; endoplasmic reticulum. Bases 255 to 1205 code for a protein of 316 amino acids. Lineage: Eukaryota; Metazoa; Chordata; Mammalia; Rodentia; Chinchillidae.
CGGGAGAGGAGGAGGAGCGCGCGCGCCUCCUCCCUGGGCCUGCGAAUCCGCAGCCUGCGCUGCGCCUCCUCCGGGCGGCCCCCGCCGGCGCCCCCUCCUCCCCCCGCGCGCGGAUGGUACGCUCCGGUCCGCCCGGCCCGGCUGCAGUGGAUGUUGCUAGAGCCCAAGCGGAGGAAGGAAGAGACGCAGGCAGGCUGCGGUGACCCGAGCGGCCGGCCCUGCGAGAGGGACCUCUUCUCCGAGAGACCGGCAUCAUGACCCAAGGAAAGCUCUCCGUGGCUAACAAGGCCCCUGGGACCGAGGGGCAGCAGCAGGCAAAUGCUGAGAAGAAGGAGACUGCAGCGGUGCCCUCGGCCCCACCCUCUUAUGAGGAAGCCACCUCGGGAGAGGGGUUAAAGGCAGGACCCUUCCCCCCCGUCCCCACGGCUGUGCCUCUCCACCCCAGCUGGGCCUAUGUGGACCCCAGCAGCAGUUCCGGCUAUGACGGCGGUUUCCCCACCGGACACCAUGAGCUUUUCACCACCUACAGUUGGGAUGACCAGAAAGUUCGCCGGGUUUUCAUCAGAAAGGUCUAUACCAUCCUGCUCCUCCAGCUGCUGGUGACCUUGGGUGUUGUGGCUCUCUUUACCUUCUGUGACCCCAUGAAGGACUAUGUCCAGGCCAACCCAGGCUGGUACUGGGCAUCCUAUGCUGUGUUCUUUGCCACCUACCUGACCCUGGCUUGCUGUUCUGGACCCAGGAGGCACUUCCCCUGGAACCUGAUCCUGCUGACCAUCUUUACCCUGUCCAUGGCUUACCUCACUGGGAUGCUGUCCAGUUACUACAACACCACAUCUGUGCUGCUGUGCCUGGGAAUCACGGCCCUCGUCUGCCUCUCGGUCACGGUCUUCAGCUUCCAGACCAAGUUUGACUUCACUUCCUGCCAAGGUGUGAUCUUCGUGCUGCUCAUGACCCUCUUCUUCAGCGGACUCAUCCUAGCCAUCCUCCUACCCUUCCAAUACGUGCCCUGGCUCCACGCAGUCUACGCCGUGCUAGGAGCGGGUGUGUUUACAUUGUUCCUGGCAUUCGACACCCAGUUGCUGAUGGGUAACCGCCGCCACUCGCUGAGCCCUGAGGAGUAUAUAUUUGGAGCCCUCAACAUUUACCUGGACAUCAUCUAUAUCUUCACCUUCUUCCUGCAGCUUUUUGGCACCAACCGGGAAUGAGGAGCCCUCGACACCCCACCCCGCUCCUCCAGAAAAUGCUCCUUCUCGGUCCCUAACCCCCUGUGCUCUCACCAGACCAGACAUAAACUCGCUGCAGCCAGCCUGUGGCCAGCCGCUCAGUCCCUCAGCCAGCCCUUGCGCACCCUCUGCAGCUUGUACAUUCGCCACCUUCGGGUGCCGCGGAACUGAGGCCAUGCCACCCCCUGUGCCACUGUCCUCCCAGUUCUGUCUCCCAAACUAGCGAGUCAAGGCGAAGGACCCAGAGGACAGUGGGAGAAGCCCAGCAGGGCCUCAGAGUUGGAAAGGAGACCCAGGAAGCCUGGCUGAGGCCGUGCUACACCAAGAUUCCUCCCGGGGCUGGGGGGACCCUCGGCCACACUGUCCUGUGUCCACCACACCCCCUCCUGCUCUCUUUCAGGCCACGCAGUGCCACUUCGGAGGGGGCUGUGCGGGCUCCCACCUCCUCUCAGUUCCAGAACCAGCCUGUUGGGGGCCUUGGGCCCUGCAGAAAGGGACAGGAGGCAGUACUUCUGCUGUUUGCCUGAAUUUGCCCUCCUGGGUCAGGACAGGGCACUGUGGGGAGGAGGUAGGGGCAGAGGGCACUGCUCUAAGUGAGGGCCUGGCCAGGGCUCCUGCCCCAGGGACAGGGGCAAGACAGCCAGCUGGGGAGAGCGGGCUCUGCAGCCGCGGCAACUACCCAGACCUGCAUCCACUCAGGAGGCGUUUAGGGUUGGAGGACUCGGACUCAUAUCGUCCCCUUCUCAGCCCCCACCCCAGGUCCGAGGAGGAGCGAGGUGUGCUGGGGUCUCUGGCUGGAGUUCUGGGGAGGAAGCGGCUCUGGCUGCCGGGCCAUCCCUGCGCGGAGGGAACCUGCCCUGCCCCAGCCCCGCCCGAGGCUGUGCCUGCUCCCUCCUCCACCUCGCACUGCCUCAGGCCGCCCCCAUCUGCCGCUGCUUGCUGGCUUAGCCCCAGCCGGGUCUCCUGAGGCCUCAGGAGUUGGCGGUGUCCACCCCCCGCCCCCUGGCCACUCACUCGGCCCAGAGUCCCGGAGCCCUGGCGCCCCCAUCUCCUCCUUGCUCCAGUUUGGAAACUGGCCAGCUGAUGCUAACAGCCAGGGCCAGUGCCUCCAGCUGGCCCCAUGUGAGGAGGCCCCGGCUCCUUAUCGGCCUCCAGGCGGCUGGGAUCUCAGGCAGGGUGUGCGUCAGCCACCACACUCCUGGCUGAGUCAGGGGCCCACACCUGGGGCAGUGCGCAGCCAGCGUGUGGCCAACGCCGGGCCAGUGGAAAGUUACUGAGUGGAGGCCGGGAGGCCCUGGGUGGAUACAGAACCCUGCCUUGGCCUCUAAUUUCUGGGCGCUCUCCCCUUCCUCCUAUGCCAGGGGCUCUUUUGCCCUAGGAGAGGUAACUAGGUAUGCCAUCUAUCCACUCCUGACUCCCCGCCCCUUCCUACUUCCAGCUUUCAAGAAAUAUUACAGACGUGUUUGAAGUUUUGUUCCAUCUUGGGUAUUUGAGGAGAGAAGAAACCAAGGACCAGCAGGUGACAUGUGUGAGGUAAAGGCAACUGGGGCAUGGAGGAGACGCCCACUGUGUGCUGGUCUAAAUUAAUCCCUGCAGCAGUGCUACAAAGGCAGUGUUCCGCGUGUCCCUGUUGCGCAGGGCAAAGCCUAGGUGCUCAGCAAGGCUUGGUUACGAGUCCAAGGUCAGACAGCAGGAGCAGAUUGGAGUCCACAUCCAAGGCUGCCUCACUGGACUGGGGUGUGUGGCUUGAUGGUGAGGUGCUUGCCUAGCAUGCACAGGCCCUGGGUUCCAUCCCCUACAGCACACAGACACACACACACACACACACACACACAUACACACACGGAACAAAAGGCCGCAAAGUUUCCCUCCGGUCUGAGUGGGGGCCGAGAGCUUGGUGUCAAGCCCAACAUCUCUGAAGACCUGUGGCCCACAGUGGCACCUGGCCUUGCAUCUCCCCAUCCCACCCCCACCAGACUUUGAAUUCUGAGGUUUUCGCCCGCUGGACACCAGUGGGGAGGCAGGAUUCCUAGUUUCUGAUUCCCAGCCUCACUGCCAUCGGGCCUGUGGUCUGAGCAUACCAAGUACUUCUUGCUGCCUGUGAUUCAGUUUUCCCAUCUACAAGAGUAGAGUCUGUGGCCAUUGUGGGGCAGGGAGAAGCACCAGGACACUUAUUCCUUUGACUUCGUGGCCCCCAAAGCCCUCUUAGCUUCCUUUCCUAGUCUCUGGCCUCAAGUUCUAGAAGGGUUUGCCACCUCCACCCCGCUUGGCCUGCUCUUCUCACCCUGGACAGCUUCCCACCUGUCCGAGUCCUCCUCUUCGCUGGAAAAUUUAUGCAGAAAUGGAAUUGAGCACAUUUUUCCAAGGCUGGGAUCCAGAAGGUUGGGGGAGAGGCAAGCCCUCGGCGAUCAAUAGGUGACCUGGGCACAAACCACAGCAGCCUCAAGGAUGGCUGCUGUGUGGAGGUGGGGUGGCCCUCGGAGGAUGCUGCGGCCGCCCGCCUUGGGUCCCGAGCGUCGUCUGGGCACUGCUGAGCUGGCCACAAAGCUAGAGCUCAAGCCUGCGUGUCUAACCUCCGAUGCGGGCAGUGAGGCAUUCCAGGAACACCUGGUGGGUCUUGGAAGGAGGAAGGGUGGGGAAGAGGAAUGCAGGAAUAUGAGGAAUGCAGGAUUACAGGAAACUGAAGCCGGGCAGGUGCUGCAGACUAUAGAGGAAGAAGGGCGCUGGCCCCUCACAUUUUUGGCCUGGGUGGGGCUGGGCCCAGGAAGCGGUAGGUUGGAUUUCAUAAAGCUAGAAAGCAGCCCAAGUCUGUCCAUGUCUGAUGGGAGGCCAGAAGUCUCCUAAUAGGAGGACGUGGUAGACUGGGGCCCAGAAAGCACACACGGGUCCCUGGCUCCUCACACCAGUUCCUGGGCUUUCGUGCGUGGCUCCUUCUGCAUAGCCUGGGGAAGGCCCAAGAAUCUCGGUUCUUCCAGUACUGAGAGAGUCAGGAUCAGACAGACCUUUCCUUUCCUGGCCCACCUGGGGACAAAUCCCAGGUGGCCUGUUGGGUUGGGGGGGAUUGGAACUUUACACAAGCACUUUGCUGCCCUCCGGUGGCUUCUUGCGAAAAAGCAGGAGUUCUUUCCACGGGCGCUGUGGCUGCCCACAAGGGGAGAUACCUGGCUGCCAGCCCUCCUUCCCCAGGUCUCCCAGACCUGUCUUCUCAACGCCAUCGGCUGUUCCAAAGAUUGUCCAAAGACUGUCGCAUCUCUUGAACACUGUUCCCCUGUCUGCUGAAAACCAGCCUUGUGCCGCCCAGCCCUGAGCUGUUCCCGGCUGAGAGACUCCUGGGCAUGUCUGUCGACCCCGGACACCACCUCGUCCUUCCAGCCUCAGCUCCCAGUGCCCCAGGGUCCCCCGCCCGUUCUCUUCCCUGGCCUCACCUUCCCGGGACCUGUGACUGACUGGAGAUAAUAAAAGCAAAUAACACACCAGA